AAAAAAAAAAACCCAUCAAGGGGGGCAGAGGGAACUAACGGCACGGUCUUCUUGAAAGCAUCAAAAUUUGCGCAAAACACACUUGGCUGUCGGUCGGAGUAGAGAGCAGCGCCGCGUUCAGCUAAACGGUCGAUGCGAUGCGAGGCUGAACAUCACAAACACACACACACACGCACACACAUAUACACACGCACAGAGGGGAACGGAGGAAUCCUCGAGCUCCUCGACUCUCUCUCUUUUGGAGUAUAUGUGGAGGUCAAAGCGCGCACUUCUAUGAGAAUCCCUCCCGCUCUGCGGCAACACCAAGUUCGGCUGUUUUCCUGAGCGGAGUCAACAUGGUCGCGCUGGACGGCGCUGUGCGGCGCUGGGGCUCGCUGUGCCUCCUCGCGCUCUGCUUCGGCUUCGCGUGUCCGCGAGCUCGCGUCUACACCAACCACUGGGCGGUUCGCAUCGCCGGUGGGAGCGAGGCGGCGGAUCAGAUAGCGAGCCGAUACGGUUACAGCAACCUGGGCCAGAUCGGCGACCUGAAGGACUAUUACCAUUUCUUCCACAGCCGGACGAUAAAAAGGUCGACGCUCUCCAGCCGUGGCACACACAGCUUUAUCUCCAUGGAACCAAAGGUGGAAUGGAUUGAGCAGCAGGUGGUUAAAAGGAGGGUAAAACGAGAUUAUAAACCCUUGUACCAGGCGUUAGUGAAGACCAGCGCACCCCAGGCUGACUCCAUCUACUUCAACGAUGCAAAAUGGAGUAGCAUGUGGUACAUACACUGUAACGACAACAAUCAGAACUGUCAGUCGGACAUGAACAUCGUCGGCGCCUGGAAAAGGGGAUAUACAGGAAAAGACGUAGUCGUCACGAUUUUAGACGAUGGCAUCGAGCGAAACCACCCGGAUCUCGUACAGAACUAUGAUAACCAGGCCAGUUAUGAUGUAAAUGGAAAUGACUUGGACCCCAUGCCCAGAUACGAUGCCAGCAAUGAGAACAAGCACGGGACGCGGUGCGCUGGAGAAGUGGCAGCCUCUGCCAACAACUCUCACUGCACUGUGGGCAUUGCCUACAACGCCAAGAUUGGGGGUGUGCGCAUGUUGGAUGGAGACGUGACGGACAUGGUGGAGGCGAGGUCGCUAAGUUUGCAGCCGCAGCACAUUGAUAUAUACAGUGCCAGCUGGGGGCCGGAUGAUGAUGGCAAAACCGUAGAUGGACCUGCGGCACUUGCCAGACAGGCUUUUGAGAACGGCAUUCGACAGGGCAGAAAGGGCCGCGGAUCCAUUUUCGUGUGGGCAUCAGGUAAUGGUGGGCGGAGUCGAGACCACUGCUCGUGUGAUGGCUACACCAACAGCAUCUACACCAUCUCCAUUAGCAGCACAGCAGAAAGUGGACGCAAGCCCUGGUACUUGGAAGAAUGUGCCUCGACUCUCACCACCACAUACAGCAGCGGUGAAAACUACGACCGCAAGAUUAUCACUACAGAUCUAAGGCAGCGCUGCACAGACAGUCACACUGGAACAUCAGCAUCAGCCCCAAUGGCUGCUGGGAUCAUUGCCCUUGCCCUGGAGGCAAACCCUCUCUUGACGUGGAGGGAUGUACAGCACAUCAUUGUGAAAACAUCACGAGCUGGCCAUCUCAGUGCUCCUGACUGGAAAACCAAUGCAGCAGGCUACAAUGUAAGUCACCUAUAUGGUUUUGGGCUCAUGGAUGCGGAGGCCAUGGUCAAAGAAGCUGAGAGAUGGAAACAAGUUCCCCAACAGCAUAUAUGUGUGGAAAACGCAGAUAGGCAAAUAAGGACAAUUCGCCCAGAGCAUGUUGUUCGCUCUGUUUACAAGGCAACGGGCUGCACAGAUAAUGCGAAUCACCACGUCAUUUAUUUGGAACACGUGGUUGUACGCAUCACCAUAACCCACCCACGACGAGGAGACUUGUCGAUUAAUUUGACUUCACCAUCAGGGACAAAGUCGCAGCUCCUUGCCAACAGACUGUUUGACCACUCCAUGGAGGGCUUUAAGAACUGGGAGUUCAUGACCACUCACUGCUGGGGAGAGAAAGCCGCUGGAGAUUGGAUUCUCGAGGUCUAUGACUCGCCCUCACAAGUCCGGAGUCAGAAAGCUCCAGGCAAACUGAAGGAGUGGUCGUUGGUGCUUUAUGGUACCUCAGUGCACCCUUAUUCCUCCCGUAGUGACAAGCCUCGCUCUGUGGAGGAUACUCCAGUUGAGGACGAGUAUGGCGAGGAGUAUGCGGGCACCUGUGACCCGGAGUGCAACGAAAACGGCUGCGAGGGCCCCGGGCCCCAUCAGUGCAUCAACUGUCUGCACUACUUCCUCAAGUUUAAAAACAACACCAGGAUGUGUGUGCCUGAGUGUCCCCCUGGCUUUUUCCGGGACGAUAAGAGGCGCUGUAAGAAAUGUUCCCCUCUAUGCGAAUCCUGCAUUGGUAGCCGCAGUGAUCAAUGUACCUCCUGCCGUCAAGGGUUUUACCUCAAAGAGGGAGCCAAUGCAUGCCUCUAUACUUGCCCCGAGGGCUUCUAUCAGGAUCCUGAUGCUGGUAUGUUCCGUAAAUGCAGCGAGAACUGCAAGAAAUGUACUUCAGCAAAUGUUUGCACAGAAUGUAAGCCAGGGCUCAGUCUACAAGGCACUAGGUGUCAGCUGACCUGUGAGGCUGGCACAUACUACAACGGGCACAAACGGAUAUGCGAGCAUUGCCAUCCUGCUUGUGCUACAUGUGCAGGUACUGGCAUUGAGGCAUGCACUAAAUGUGCAGAGGGAUACUAUCUCGAAGAGUGGCGUUGUGUUUCCAGUUGUAACCCAGGAUACUACAUGGCAGAGAAAACUGCAGACAAUGGAGAGGUCCAGAAGUCUUGCCGCAAGUGUGAUCGUACAUGUUACACAUGCACAGGUCCAGGAGAUAGAAACUGCAGUGCCUGCGUGAACGGAUAUAACCUCGAAAAUGGUGUGUGUGUCGUCAGCACUAUCUGCAAAGAUGGUCAUUAUGUGGAUGAUUCUGGGAAAUGUUCUCCAUGUGACAGUACUUGCUAUAAGUGUAACGGACCAACAAGCAAGCACUGCCUGAGCUGCAUAUUGACUAGGUUCUUUGAUGAUGGACAAUGUGUUAUAAAGUGUGAGUCUGGAAAGUACAAAAAGGAUGAGCAAUGUCAUCGCUGCCAUCAUACAUGUCAUGAGUGUACUGAUGAGGGUCCUGACAAAUGCACCAGCUGCAGCAGAGAUAACUUUGAGGUGGAACGCUACCUGCUCGGUGGUGAGUGUGUGGAAAGCUGUCCACAGUCACACUACUACUCGGAGAAAAGCACGUGUGAGCCCUGCGCUCCAAACUGCAGCAGCUGCACGAGCGCGACGCACUGUAUUCAAUGCAUGUCUUCAUUCUACUUCAAGGACGGUGUGUGCAUCAAGCUGGACUGCGAAGGCGGUGAGGUGGAUGAUAUAACUCACAAAGAUUGUGCUACUUGUGAAGAAGGCUGUCAAAAGUGCCUCAGUGCAAACCCAAAAAACUGUUUGUCCUGUCUAAAAGGAUAUUACAAAUUGAGGACAAGUUGCCAUAAGAUAUGCCCUGAGAAAACAUAUGGCGAUGACACCUAUAUGGUGUGCAGUCCAUGUGAAGAUAAUUGUGUCAACUGUGAUGAGGCCCAGUGUUACCUCUGUGAAGAUGGCUUCUUACUCUCAGAUGGCAUGUGUGUGGAGAAAUGUAAAGAGGGUUUUUUUAAAGACUCGAUGAAUGAGUGCGAGCCAUGCCACCACGAAUGCCGCUCAUGUGGCGGGCCAUUCUAUGACGACUGCGACUCUUGUGAAGAUGAAAUGCGUUUGGUUGGGGGCCAGUGUGUCAGCCCAAGGAAAGCAGUCCAUUGUGACCCGUUACACUUUUUUAACGGAGAGGGAGAAUGUGAGCAGUGUCAUUCUACCUGUAAGCUGUGUUGGGGCCGGAAGGCGGACGAAUGUAAUACCUGCAUUGAUGGUAUGUUUCUAGAAGCAAGCACCCGAAAAUGUGCAUCAUCCUGCCCUGUGGGUGCUUUUGGGAACAAGACAAGUGGGCACUGCGAGGACUGCUCACCACAAUGUGUCCUGUGCCAUGAUGCCCAACACUGCCUCAAGUGCAAACAACACUUCUACCUACAGAAUGGCCUAUGUGUUGCCAAGUGUAAAAAGGGUUACACUGAAGGUGGCAAUUGUCAUAGCUGUGCUGAACGAUGUGACUCAUGUGAAAAAGAAGCUGAUUACUGUCUAAGCUGUGAGCCACAGUACCUGCUGCAUAGACACACCUGUGUGGAUCAUUGCCCUGAGGGCUACUACAUCAAAGACAAUGUGUGUGAGCAGUGUCCUGACGGCUGCACCCAGUGUGACAUAAAAGGCAAAUGCAGUGACUGCGAAAAGUACUAUUUUCUGUAUGAUGGCAUGUGUUUGGAUGACUGUCCUAAAGCCUACUUUCCAAAGCUUGAAGAAAAGAAAUGUGAACGUUGUCAUAAAAAUUGCGAAACCUGUGAUGGGCCUAAUGAAGACGACUGCAUAUCGUGCCAGUAUGCUUCAUAUGUCCGCUACAAUGGAGCAUGUCUGUCCACCUGUCCGACAGGCACAUACCAGGAUAAGAAUGAAUGUCGGGACUGUGACAGGUCCUGCCUGACCUGCUCUGGCCCUCACCCAUCCUCAUGCCUCAGCUGCAGGCCCAACACGAGGAAAAAUGUUAACGGCCAUUGUGAGUUCUAUAGUAACUGCUCCGCAAACACAUUCGAGGAUAAAGAUGGGCAGUGCACACCGUGCCACGCAAGCUGUCUCCGCUGCUCGGGCGCGAGUGAACAUCUGUGCCUCAGCUGCCGCUCUGACUAUUACCUGCACAGACACAUGUGUGUUACCACGUGCCCGGAUGGUUACUACGGUGAUACGAACGAGCAUGAGUGUAUUAAGUGUCAUGUGACGUGUGCAGUGUGCCGUGGGCAUCAUAGUAACGACUGCCUCAGAUGCAAAGUAGGUCUCUUCAGGUUGGGAAAUACCUGUCUGCCAAAGUGCCCUUCCAGGUUUUAUGGCGAUGAUACCAGUGGUACAUGUGAACCAUGUGACCCGUCGUGUGAGGAGUGUUCAGGCAGUGGUAAGAAACACUGCCUAGGCUGUAGCGAGGGUUACUUCCUGUUAAAGCAUGAAGGGAUUUGUGUGCACGUGUGUCCAUCCGACCACUUCACUGACACUUCGAAUAAAGUGUGCCAACGAUGUGACCCAACCUGCAAAACCUGUAAAAAAUCGGGCGUUUUUCAUUGCAAGUCCUGCUAUGAGGGCUUCCGAAUGUUCGCAGGAAUGUGCUCAUCAUUGUGUCUGGCUGGAGAGUACGCUAUAUCCACGAGCCCAGAGCUUAAGUGCAUACCAUGUGACCCAUCAUGUCUAGAGUGUAAAGGGGCGGGGCCGUUUAACUGCACCUCCUGCCAUGCUGUACAUCGUCUCUCAGAGGAUGGAAGGUGUUUAGCUUGCUGUGGAAAAGAAAGUCGUGUGGACUCGUCUCCUCUGUCCUGGGAGUGCUGCCAGUGCAAUGACGCUUCCUUCGACGAAUGCGUGCUCGGAUUAAACUUUAACUUCCGCAGCAAAGAAGAAGUGCCUGCAGGCAACUCUGGCCUCGUUACUGUAACUACAAUAUUACUGCUGAUAAGCGUUGGGGUGGUGGCUUUCCUCUUCAUGCACUAUCGGCCCAAACUUCCAUCUUUGCGUUCGGUGAAAUCGAAUGGCUACGCCAAACUGGACAAAGAGCCUGCUUUUACCACGGCCACCCUCCGCGACAGCAUUCAGAGUGAAUACACUGAUAAUGAUGAAGAUGACGAGGAGGAGGAGGAGAUUGUGUACAUGGGUCAGGAUGGUGUGGUGUAUCAUAAAUUUAAGUACGGCCUUUUAGAUCAGGAAGAAGAGGAAAUGGAGAUGGAGUAUGAUUACUCGAUCUAUGCUAUAAAAUGAAGUGUAUGAAAGACUUUCUGAUUUUGGUGGCUGAUGGAGAUUAUUUAUUGCUAUUAUUAUACGGAGAAUGAAACCCUAAGGAGUAAAAAAAAACAAAACAAAAAAAAAACAAAGUUGAAAUUUCUGAGAACAAUCAUUUGUAAGCCUGUUGUUGAUGAUUCAAAGAGUAUGGUUGUAAUCCGUUGUUGUUUUAAAGAACGCCAUGGCUGUCUUUUCUUUAUCAUGUCCACUUUGUUAAAGUCUGUUCACAAUUGUACAAGCUAUUUCUGAUGAAUGUAGACUUCGAGAAUGUAUUUGAC
Clarias gariepinus (North African catfish) is the source of this 6232-nucleotide messenger RNA. It is a transcript of the gene pcsk5b, whose product is annotated as proprotein convertase subtilisin/kexin type 5b. Bases 336 to 5933 code for a protein of 1865 amino acids. NCBI's taxonomy places the organism in Eukaryota, Metazoa, Chordata, Actinopteri, Siluriformes, Clariidae. The transcript has 37 exons. Gene Ontology annotation, biological process: peptide hormone processing. Gene Ontology annotation, molecular function: serine-type endopeptidase activity. Gene Ontology annotation, cellular component: trans-Golgi network; Golgi membrane. The record is from RefSeq and is a predicted model, not a curated record.